Cladocopium goreaui is the source of this 3948-nucleotide messenger RNA. NCBI's taxonomy places the organism in Eukaryota, Dinophyceae, Suessiales, Symbiodiniaceae. The record is from the annotation of a GenBank genome assembly.
AUGGGUUGGUCGUCACAAGCUGUACACUAUGAAGAGUCCAGCAACAUGCAUAUCGGUGCGUCACGACUGGGGGCAGAUAUGGCUGAAAAAGAGGGGCUAGCCUGGGCAGCACUCUGGCGACUCAGUCAGAAUUGGAGCAUUGCCACUUGUUUUCGUUCGGAUUCUCGUACGGCACUUGGACAAGCUGAAGGAACAGUCGGCACUACGCAGGUGGACGAGAUCUUUGGCUUCAUGCGUGGAGUUUUUCAGGCAGUAGAAUCAGCGCUGGAGCCCCACAAUGUGGCUUAUUCACAUGUACCUGGACAUGCAGGCGAAGUGUGGAAUGAGCUAUGUGACUGGCUGGCAAAGGAGGAACGAAGGAGCAGCUUUUACUGUCCCAGGCCUACACUUGACGUGCAAAAAUGGAAGAGAGCCAUGGGCCACAUUUGGAUGCUAUUCAAUCAACAUGAUGAUCUACCAGCCUUCUGUGGGGUUGGGUUUCAUGCACCUCCACCCAGCUUGCCAUCCGGAGCGACAGCACCCUUGUUGCCAAGCAAACCGCAGCACCGACACAGAAAGCUUGUCUUCACUAUGAGCGUGUGUUCUGCCAACGUUCAAUCACUCAGCAGUGGUCCACAUGGUCAUGCAGGGAAGAUAGCGUACCUUCGACAACAAGUUCGAGCUCUUCAUUUCAACUUCUUGGGCAUUCAGGAGGCGAAGACCCAAGAGACAUGCACCUACGUUGACCAAGUCUAUCGCCUGGCCAGUGGAUACCAUGUUGCACCUCUUGUGGAAUUGGAGUGGACAGCGACAGUUCAGGUGCACAGACCCAAGAAGCAAAGAUCUCCUGCCUACGACGCAACACAAAUCUCGGCCACCGUUGUUGCUGAUAUUCUUCAGAAUUAUACACCAGCAGCAUGGCAUACUGAUAUUGAGAGCCAGGUUGACAAUCUCAACGAGGCGAUCCUUCAUGGUCUCUGUCAAGCCUGCCCCAAGUCUGGCACACAGGCCAAGAAGCCCUACAUGAGCGAGGAGCUAUGGCAGCUGAAAGACAUCAGUAGAAGACAGCGAGAAGAAAGUUUGGUGUGCUUUUUCAAGCUUUGGCAUGCGGUGAAGAAGCAGGACAAGCCAAUCUCUGGCACUCAAAUGUGGGAGUAUGGCAAUUUCCUCCUCUUGCAGUCCCUCCGAUGUUCGGCAAGAUUGUUUCAUUACACCAUCAAGCUUCGAGGGAAGCUCAAGAAUGCCAAACAGAAUCACAUCAAAGCCAAGAUUGAGAGUCUCCCAGAGGGUGCGUCAGCUGCAACCAUCCUGCACGAAAUGCGCCCAAUACUGGGACCAUCCAACUUGAAGAAGGUCAAAACGGCCACCUUGCCGUAUGUGAGAAAGGAGAAUGGAGAGAUCUGUACACUACCGAAUGAGGCAGUUGAUACCUGGCUGACAUUCUUCAGCACGAUGGAAGCAGGAGAACGUUUGCCUCUUGAAGAACAAAGGGAGCUCUGGAUUCGAAACCUUGCUGACCUCCAACAAAGCUCCUUCACCAUUGAUGGGGAACAUCUUCCACGCUUGCUCGACCUUGAAGCGGCGCUACGGCGUGUGAACCCACAGAAGGCCACAGGGCCUGAUCAUGAUCUUUUGGAAGACCUUCAUCGUCACCUGGCCGAGCCGACAGCGGUAGAAUGUGCCCACCUGCCGCAGCAUUUGCAGCUCACUCUGCGGGCGUUGCACCAAGACACCCAUUUUCAUGUCAAGGGGCAGGAGGACAGCUGCAGGACGAGGCUCGGUUCUCGUCCGGGGGACUGUUUUGCGGAUGUCAUCUUUUCAUAUUUGUGGUGCCGCAUUUUGACACGCCUUCAAGAUCAGCUCAGCUCCCUGGGCAUUGGCGAGGUCUUCCCCAAGCAGACAGGUUUGGUUUUGAAAGCAGCUGAAGGUGACGGUCCUAUUGAAUACUGCAGCUUUCUCGGUCCAACGUGGAUGGACGAUACAUGCGUCUGCAUCUCAGAUGUCUGCCCGCAGGCCUUGGAGCACAAGAUCACACAAGCUGCCAGUGAGCUUCUUUUUUUGUGCGAUUCUCAUGGGCUUUCUCCAAAUCUUUCUCCAGGCAAGACGGAGGCGCUUUUGGUUUUCCAAGGUAAGGGCUCAAAGCAGAUGCGUGUCAAGUACUUUGGACCAAAUUCAGAGAAUGUGAUCACGACAAUUGGGGAGCGGGGGCUGCGCAAAAUCAAGGUUGUGGGCCACUACACCCAUUUAGGAUGCGUCAUCCACCACCGCUCCGACAAUAGGAAAGAAGCCAGAAGACGCAUCGGCAUUGCGCAACAAGCUUUCACUCAGCACCGUCGUCAUCUUCUUCAAAAUCCACAAUUGCAGCCAGGCAAACGCAUCGAACUUUUCAAGACGCUCAUCUUGAGUCGUUUCAGUUUUGGUACGGAGUCCUGGACCUUUGAAGAUCACAAGAGCAGAGAACAUGUGCAUAAUUCUUUGAUGCGUCUUUUUCGUCGACUUUUGAAAGUACCACAUGAUGCUCACCUCACCGACGAGGACAUCCUGGUUGGCACUGGGCUCAAUAGCCCGACGGAAAUUCUUCGCAUAUCAAGACUCCGUUACCUGGGCACCCUGUACAGAUGCGGUGACUUGGUUCCAUGGGGCCUGCUCAACAGUGACACCGAGUGGAAGAGACUCUUGGCAGAUGACUUGGAUUGGAUGUGGAUGCAACUUCGUGCGGCCUCCACGCUGACUAAUCCUGCUGACAGAAUUGGUCCAUGGGAGUCAAUAUGGCUCUAUCACCCGUCCUACUGGAAGAGGUUGGUACGACGGGCAGGCAAACAUGCCCUCUUGCAACGACAGAGAAGUCAUCGUGUGGGACAAUUUCAUGGGCGCUUUUGUCUCCUUUUUGAACAAGUUCUUCCUGGGCACUUUAAGCAGCACAGAGUUGAACGCUCUCCCAUUGAGACGGAGGAAGUACACGCCUGCAUGCAAUGUCGGCAGGUCUUUGCCAGCAAAGGAGGAUUAGGAGCGCACAGCUUCAAGCGGCAUGGCACAGUGGCCAAAGUCAGGUUCCUCUUUGACAAGACCAGCUGCGGAGCAUGUCUCAAAGAGUAUCAUACCUUCAGCAAACUUCAAGCACAUCUCAGCAACUCCGGUGCUUGCAGAAGGGUCCUUUGGGGACGGCGACGAUACAACGGACCGGGUCAUGGAACAGGCUCCAUGAUUGAUCGUCAACUUUGCCAGCAGCAUGAUGGCAUUCUUCCGCCGCUUCAAGGACACGGCCCUCAUCUACCAGCCCGGGCGCUUGUUGAGAUCCCGGAGUACGACCUUGAGCUGGCGGAGUGCAUCUACAUGGCCCUUGUGGAGUGCGAGGACAAGAACCUGGUUGAGCAAGUGGUACGGGAGAUCCUAUCCACACGUUCUUCAUCCUGGCGUUCAUGCAGGGCAUCACUAUACUAUAUGCUGGAGGAGCUCACGACAGAGGACAUCGAGGCCUUGGACCUUGGGGAUAUUGACGUGAAGCAGAUCUUAAACUUCCUGGCCACGACUGAGGCCUGGCCUUUUCUUAUGGAGGCCCCCACACAUGCGCGCACAAUCCUGGCGGAAGAGCAGCUGGCCGCCUGGCAUGGCCGGAGUUUGAGUUCCUCGAACUCACAGGGUUUGUGGGGUGCUCCCAGCCGCAAACCCACGGGGCUGUUGCUUCUCAAUAUGACCUCCAUGGUGGCGCAGCUUCGAAGAUGGCAAGUCGCGUCAGACGUCCCACGAGGGAUCUCCAUCGGCCUCACCAAGGAGGGGAUCUGGGCGACUAGCCUCUUGAAGGAAUAUCCUCCUGCAUUAUGUGCAGGACUUGCAGGAGGAUUUGUUUCCACUCUACAGGAACACCCUGUAGACGAUUUUGUGGUUCCAACUAGCGAUUUCCGAAGGCAGGCCAAAGACAUGAUUGUGUCUGAAAUGGGGCCAUGUGCAGGCCCGGACUUCGCACAUUAG